This is a messenger RNA of Nilaparvata lugens (brown planthopper), 1121 nucleotides long. RefSeq lists its product as uncharacterized. The transcript has 2 exons. NCBI's taxonomy places the organism in Eukaryota, Metazoa, Arthropoda, Insecta, Hemiptera, Delphacidae. Gene Ontology annotation, biological process: chromatin remodeling. Gene Ontology annotation, cellular component: nucleus. The record is from RefSeq and is a predicted model, not a curated record. Bases 4 to 1062 code for a protein of 352 amino acids.
GUAAUGGUCGAGAAGAGUAUGCUGGUAUAUUUAGAGGAUGUGCAAUAUGUAUCGGAUAGAGCAAUAAUUAUCUCUUUCAAGUUCAAAACAAAAAGGCUGAAAAUACUACAAGUUUAUGCUCCACAAGUAGGAUGUACCGACGACGAAAAAGAGAGAUUUGAAGAAGAGUUGGAAAGUAAUUUGCACAACGUCGGAGUAGUGAUGGGAGAUUUCAAUGCGCAUGUGGGUAGUAGCAGGGCAGGUUAUGAAGAGGUUAUAGGAUGUUUCAGUUAUGGUACACGGAAUGAGGAAGGAGAAAAACUUCUUGAUUUAUGCCAAAGGAACGGCAUGAGAGUUGCAAACACUUGGUACAAGAAAAGAGAAAGCCAUAUGAUAACUAGGUAUAGCUGGGAUGGAAGAAAUAAGAGUGUAGUUGACUAUUUCCUAGUGGACCGGGAAUGGGGGAGAAAUUUAACAAAUGUUAAAGUGAUACCAAGUGUGAGCAUGGAUGGCGACCACAGAUUGCUUGUGGCACAGUGGAAAUGCAACGAAAUGGAAAGACCAAAACAGCAGAAAAGACAAUGUAGAAUAAGGGAAUGGAAGUUGAAGGAGAGGGAUAGAGCUGAAGAAUACAGACGGUUGAUAGCAAUAGAAAUGCCCAGGAGUGAGAAUGGAGAAGUGGAGGAGGAGUGGAUGCAAUUCAAACGAGCUUUGGUAAAUACAGCGGAGAAAGUAUGUGACAGGACAUCCGGGAAAAUUAAAGAUAAGGAACCGGUAUGGUGGAAUGCACGUACGAUUGAGGCUGUCAAAAAUAAGAACACAGCCUGGAGAAAAUGGUGGAGAACCAAGAUAGAGGAGGACAGAGAUGCAUAUAAUAAUGAAAAGAGAAAGUGUAAAAAAGUUAUUGAAGAAGAAAAAGAAAAUGCAUGGGAAGGUUUUGUAAAUAAAUUGAGAGAUGACGUGAAAGGAAAUAGUAAAAUGUUUUAUAGGAUAAUGAAAAAUAAGAAGAAGAAGAAUGAGAUGCCACAAAGAAGGAGAAAUAGAGGAAGAAGGAAACAACCAGUGGGAGACAAACCAGGGUAAUAUCAGCUGGAAGGAAAUGGAAGAUGCAAUUCAGAGAAUGAGCAGUGGAAAGGCACCCG